Molecule: messenger RNA, 2326 nt
Organism: Diorhabda sublineata
Lineage: Eukaryota; Metazoa; Arthropoda; Insecta; Coleoptera; Chrysomelidae
Gene: TfIIB
Product: transcription initiation factor IIB
Exons: 5
Coding region: 129-1094 (321 amino acids)
Biological process (GO): transcription preinitiation complex assembly; transcription initiation at RNA polymerase II promoter
Cellular component (GO): transcription preinitiation complex; nucleus
Molecular function (GO): RNA polymerase II general transcription initiation factor activity; TBP-class protein binding
Source: RefSeq, a predicted model, not a curated record
CUGAAUAACAACCAAGUUUGCAUUCUUCUUAUAGUAGUAUAUUCUGUAUCAGGAAGAUGCAUUUCUUCUUCUAUUUAUAGUAUUUUGUUCUACGAUUUGACACUGUUUAUUGUCAAUAUUUCUUCGAAAUGGCCGCUACGUCUAGAUAUGACGCAAAUAAAGUUUGUUGUGUUUCUCAUCCAGAUGCUCCAUUAAUCGAGGAUUAUAGAGCAGGAGAUCAAAUAUGUUCAGAAUGUGGUUUAGUAGUUGGAGACAGAGUAAUUGAUGUUGGAUCAGAAUGGCGAACAUUUAGUAACGACAAAAAUGGAACAGAUCCUUCUCGUGUUGGUGGACCAGAAAAUCCUCUUUUGGGAGGAUCAGACUUGACGACUAUUAUCGGACCCGGUCGAGGAGAUGCUAGUUUUGAUUCAUUUGGAGUGUCUAGAUACCAGAAUCGUAGAACAAUGAACAGUUCUGAUAGGGCUUUAAUAAACGCUUUUAAAGAAAUAAACGCCAUGGCUGAUCGUAUUAAUUUACCAAGAACUAUUGUAGAUAGGGCAAAUAAUCUGUUUAAACAAGUACACGAUGGUAGAAAUCUCAAAGGUCGAUCAAAUGAUGCAAUAGCUUCGGCUUGUCUAUACAUAGCCUGUAGGCAAGAAGGGGUUCCAAGAACAUUCAAAGAAAUAUGCGCUGUUAGUAAAAUUAGUAAAAGGGAAAUUGGUCGUUGUUUUAAAUUGAUACUCAAAGCAUUGGAGACUUCUGUGGAUCUCAUAACAACUGGAGAUUUUAUGUCCAGAUUUUGUUCUAAUUUGUGUUUACCCAACAUGGUGCAAAGAGCAGCUACACAUAUUGCAAGAAGAGCUGUUGAGAUGGAUAUUGUGCCGGGAAGAUCUCCAAUUUCUGUAGCUGCUGCUGCUAUUUAUAUGGCUUCACAGGUGAGUACAAAAAGUAUAUUAUGGCAGUUAUUUUACUUUUUUGGGUCUAAAAAUCGCAAAAAUCGUCCAAUUUUUUUUAUUUUUGUUUUUACAGAUUUAUUUCUCUUUGUAAGGUUUUAUACCUUUGGAUGUUUGCAUAAAUGUAAAUCGUUCAUAAUUUUUUUGCAAAGAAUCAAAUGAAGUUUAAAUACUUAUUUUGUUUUUUUGGCUUUACAAAAUAGAAAACUGAUCCUGUUUUUAUGAUUUUUUUUUCAAAUCUUUCAUUAUAUGUUGAUUUUGUCAUAAAAAACAUGUAGAUAUCUGAUGUGAAGUUUGUUUUGAGAAAAAAUCGUAUUUUUGGCUCUAGAAAAUCGAAAAAUUUUCUGAAUUUAAUCUGAACUGAAGAAAGGGGGACAAAAUAGAUUCUAUUGUACCAAUUUUGAAGAUUAAAAGUUCCAAUUUGAUCAAAUUAACUGACAGUUUCUUUUAGGUACUUAGUUUCACUAUUAACAAUCUGUUUUGAUAAUUGAUUUGUAGGCUUCGGAAGAUAAGAGGAGUCAAAAAGAAAUAGGAGAUAUAGCGGGUGUUGCGGAUGUUACAAUAAGACAAUCGUACAAAUUGAUGUACCCCCAUGCAGCAGGUCUUUUCCCGCAAGAUUUCAAAUUUGCUACACCUAUCGAACAUUUACCUCAAAUGUAAAUCAUUUAUACUUUCUUGUUUUAUAAUAUCCAUUUUUGAUAAAGUUUGCAUAUGUUUGAAAAGGUAAGGGUUAAAAAUUACAGGGUUGCUUCUGCUUUUAAUCGUAAAAAAAAACAAAUAGCGAAGUAAAACAAAUUUAUUUUCAGGAUAUUGUAUCACAAAAUGUAAAUAAAUUGUAGAAUCUUCAAUAUUAUUGGUUUAAAUGAAUAUAAACAUUCCACUUAUACGAAGACUGUACAGAAAGUAAUGGAUUGUGUUAUUUAUAUACUUGAAGUAUUAAUUAAAAAAAUUUCCAUCUGACAGACUUUGUAUUAUAAAAAUUCAUGAUUCUUUUACCCUUGAUUGUAUUUAUAGUUAGAAAACGGGGGAAAUUCAAUCACGGGUCUCUUUCACUACACUAAAUGGUAAGUUAUUACCAUAUUGAAACGUCUGUUACUUUCUGGACAAACCUUUAAAACAUAUUUUCAUUUAGGCAACUCUAGUAUUCGCAAAAGUAGCUUUUGAAACAAAAGUGUGUAUAUUAUAAAAAAAAAAACAUUUAAAAGUGAAUUUUCUUCUAUAAUCUUCCUAUUAAUGAAGUUUCCAGCUCGAUUUGGUUUAUCUUGUCAAUGAAAAUGUUUUGUUUUGUUUAAAAAAUUUUUGUACUAGGCUCGGAUAAAGUUAAUAAUUUUUUUUCUGUAUUUGUAGUGAAAUGUUUUAUAAUAGAUUAUUAAAUAAUAAAAGUUUUUUUUCAA